This is a messenger RNA of Wyeomyia smithii (pitcher-plant mosquito), 1959 nucleotides long. RefSeq lists its product as uncharacterized. Bases 660 to 1811 code for a protein of 383 amino acids. The transcript has 3 exons. Lineage: Eukaryota; Metazoa; Arthropoda; Insecta; Diptera; Culicidae. The record is from RefSeq and is a predicted model, not a curated record.
CUGGCAGUCUUCGGUGCGAACGGUUGGUUUCGGAAGUGUUCGCUUGUCUGCAUUGAGUUUCCAGUAACACGUGCACUUUACGUUAAUAAACAUUUUUAUCUGGCUAAUUGAACCUGUUUUGGAGUGAAAUAUUCUGUUCGUUCUGCGUAACAGAUUGAGGGAAAACUUUUCUUCGCACGUGUCGGCUGAGGAUACGGCGCAAAGGUGGUGUCAAUUUAUGAGGUUAACUACGAACGACCCAGUGGAACGUGCAAAUUUUUCAGCAGAAAGUUUUUAAUAAUAAAAUUUGACAAACAAAAACGGCGGAAAAGUUUCAUUGGAAAUAUCCUGAAGCAGCAAUAAAACGCGCGUGCCACCCGAAGCGUAAAGUGAGUGUAAUUGUGCCAUUGAAGCGCGAAUCGGACCGACCGGGUGUCGGGGGCAAAAUACAUAGCAGCAGAGAUUUUUAUCGCCGCUAUUACGUGGUAUGCUGUCGGCCUUUUAUGAUUCCGAGGACUGUGUUUAUUAACUUCAGAAAGUGAUUCCGAACUUGAGUCAAGCCUAUUUGGUAAUUCUGCGGCUUCCGUAAAUGAACUCAGUGUUGCCUCUAUAAAGGAAAGUAAUUGUAGCGCGGAAAGGAACCAUCAAUUAUUCAUCUCGAGCUGCGAUCUUGAAGCAAAAUGUUGCGCUUUGGAUUACGAAAGUACAAGAGGCUGAAUAAUACCGUUCCCGGCCAGGACGAGCUGGAAGGACCGAACGGUAACGACGCGACCGCGGCGACAAUGACGACAGGAACACCUGUUCGCCAGCAUCCCCAUCUAAUACACAACGAGCUGAAUGGAGGCGCGAUGAAAAAUACUAACUCACGUACCAACCUGGAAGCAUCACCAAAAAGUGCCAACGAUCAAAAAGCAUCCCCCGACGGCGAAAACCCGAGAGCCAUCGAGAAGAAGAAAACCUUCAGUUCCUCCCCCGAGCUGGACCUGCAGCCGUCGUCACCGCCGCCUCCCGGCUUGCGCCCGAGUGCUCUUUCCACCUCGUCGCCGGAUAAUUACAGACCACUGCAGCAGGCUCAAACACCCAAAAAGCGCACUGCCGCGGCUAGCUGCAAAGUUCGCAUCUACAAGUGCAUCAAGCGGAUACUGAAAAAGAACAACUUUUCCAAAGAGCAACGCGUUCACCAGCAGCAGCAGCAGCAGGUGCAAACGCCGGAUAAAUCAAAAGUUGACUACAGAGAGAUUAAAAGUUUACUGGAGAAGGAGAAACCGUCUCUGGACUACGACGUUAAUCUUGCCAAAUGUGUGGAUAAACCGGCGCUGAUAAAAAAAAUUGCCCUGAAUUUAAUGAAAUCAGCACAAGACGAAGGCCGUUCGCUGGUCGUUGCCCCGGAGGGCUGCUCGGAAACCACUUCCAUCCAGAGCAAUCUGGACCAGGAAGCCGAAUACCAGCGACUGUGCGGCGAGUCAUGGUACCACGAAAACCUUCCCCGGGAUCUGUCACUGGAGCUGCUGAGCGGUGAACCAGCCGGAAGCUUUAUAGUUCGCAAAAGCACCACCCAGCAAGGUUGCUACGCACUCUCACUACGUGUACCCCCGCCGGGACCAAAGAUUGCACACUACCUAAUCGUCCGGACUCCAACCGAUGGCUAUCAGAUCAAGGGAUUCCAUAAGGAGUUCAGUUCGCUGCGUGCCCUAAUCGUGCACCACUCGGUGAUGCCUGAGUCGCUUCCGGUUCCGCUGGACGUCCCGCGCCCCUCAAAUCUGGCUGUAAAAACCAAAUGUGACGACGACUAUGAUACCGUUUUCGAUCUUCCGGAAACGAUUCGUGCGUAGACACAGAAAAUAAGACACCAUCCUUUUGUGCUCAAAAUUACCAAUUAAUUGCAUGUUGAGAAACUUUUACCAAAACCUUAUUGUUACCUACAUCUAGCGUGUAAGCUAUUAUUAAAUUUAUAUUGUAUUGCCUAGAGAAAUAUAAAUA